Molecule: messenger RNA, 183 nt
Organism: Aplosporella prunicola CBS 121167
Lineage: Eukaryota; Fungi; Ascomycota; Dothideomycetes; Botryosphaeriales; Aplosporellaceae
Exons: 1
Biological process (GO): spliceosomal complex disassembly
Cellular component (GO): spliceosomal complex
Source: RefSeq, a predicted model, not a curated record
UACGAGCUCCUGGGCGUCGAGCCCACCGCCACCGCCCAAGACAUCAAGCGCGCCUUCCGCAAAUUCUCACUAAAACACCACCCGGACAAGAACCCGGACAACCCCGCCGCGGUCGAGACGUUCCACAUCGGCACACGCGCCGUCGAGCUGCUUGCCCAUGCCACCUACCGCGCCCAGUACGAC